Molecule: messenger RNA, 1171 nt
Organism: Fragaria vesca subsp. vesca
Lineage: Eukaryota; Viridiplantae; Streptophyta; Magnoliopsida; Rosales; Rosaceae
Product: transcription factor MYB3-like
Exons: 3
Coding region: 197-763 (188 amino acids)
Source: RefSeq, a predicted model, not a curated record
AACCCCCACAAGCAGAAGCAGCAGUAGCACAGAGUUCUCACCUCGUAUAUAUAGAUAUAAUAUCUGUUUCUAUUGCUCUAUUAUUCCCAACCAAUACAGAAUUAAUGGAUGACCAGAGAAUCUGAUACAUCAAUCUCUCUCUCUGCUUUCUCUCUCCCUGAGCUUAAUUUUGCAGUAACCUAGCUAGGGUUUUACGAUGAGGAAGCCCUGCUGCGAGAAGACGGAGACGACUAAAGGGGCGUGGUCGAUCCAAGAAGAUCAGAAACUCAUUGACUACAUCCAAAAACACGGCGAAGGUUGCUGGAAUUCGCUUCCUAAGGCUGCAGGGUUGCGUCGUUGUGGUAAGAGUUGUCGACUGAGAUGGAUAAACUAUCUACGACCUGAUCUUAAACGAGGGAGCUUUAGUGAAGAUGAAGAGGAUCUCAUCAUCAGGCUUCAUAAACUCCUUGGGAAUAGGUGGUCGCUAAUAGCUGGAAGACUGCCUGGAAGGACAGAUAACGAAGUGAAGAACUACUGGAACUCUCAUUUAAAGAAGAAGAUACUGAACACAGGCACUACUCUUCGUCCAAAUAAGCCCCGCCCUGAGAUUAAGCAUGCACCUUAUAACAAACUUGUCAAGUACUUCAAUGAGAUGGACGAUGAGGUCGUUGAUGAGGUCUCAUCAGCCGAUUCUGCUGCUGGCUGUUUGGUGCCUGAGUUGAAUCUCGACCUCACUUUAAGCAUCAAGACUAGUACUGGAAUGGCUGAUCCUCAAGUUGCUUAAAUAUUACGUCGAAAAUCAUCAGAUAAAUGUCUAUAUAAUUUCUUUUUAUUUACGUAGUACCUUUCCUCUCCAGGGCAAGCUUCUUUUAGACAAUCGUGCUUGGAUUUAUGACUACAUGUUGAAUUGUAUAUAAAGGUACUUGAAUUUCAGGUAAAGACUUGGAAGAAGAAGAAGAAUUGUUGGAAAUGGCCAAACAGUGUAAGACUGUAAGCUAAUUCUCAUGCCACGAGAAGCUUAUCUGCUUUUACCACUACUUAUAGGAAAAGCUAUAUAUGUGUUAUCUCUUGUAUUGACCAAUAUGCAGUGUAUGAAAUACCCUGAUGAGAGAAGUAGAGGUUGUUCUCUCCCUGAAUAUCUGGCAAUGAAAUUUAUGUUAUUGUCUAUAUAUAUGCAUGUAUGUAUUUGUAU